AUGCCCGCCCCGAGUCUUAACGUAACAAUUCCAGAGUAUGGUCAUACAGGAAAUGGACAUGUAAUCAUUUCCACAGCUAGAAAAUAUGAUGAUCUAUAUUUCUCUCGAAUUACUGCCAUACCUUACAAAGUUAAAUGUUCAAUUCCAUUGAAAGUUGGACGCAAUUUUGAUAUUUUCUUCACAUUAUCUAUUGUGUACUUGUCUCUCGGAUAA
This is a messenger RNA of Trichomonas vaginalis G3, 213 nucleotides long. RefSeq lists its product as uncharacterized. The record is from RefSeq and is a predicted model, not a curated record. The coding region runs from base 1 to 213 and encodes 70 amino acids. Lineage: Eukaryota; Parabasalia; Trichomonadida; Trichomonadidae. The transcript has a single exon.